AUGAGUCUCAUGGAAGCUAACAGGAUUAAAUUUAGCUCUAGAGAUGCAAUAAGCUCUUUUCCAGAUGAGAUACUUGCUCGGAUCUUGUUAUUUCUUCCAACUAAACAAGCUAUAAUCACAUGUCUUCUCUCUAAAAGGUGGAGGAAUCUGUUUCCAUUGAUGAUUCAUCUCUUUGGAUCUCAACAUCGUUUCGAUAUUGACGAUUCUGAUUUAGUCGAUCCCGAGAAAACUUGUAAAAGAGAGAGUAAAGUUGUUCACCAGAGCUUCAAGGACUUCGUGGAUAAAACACUUUUUGGUUUCACUUCCAUAAAGAAACUCUCACUAAAACGUCAAAAUGUUCUUACCGGUCUCGAUCUUACCGAGCAAUGGAUACGCAAUGCCUUGGAACGAGGCCUAGUGGAUCUUGAUUUGCGUUUAUAUACGAGUUUGGCUCAUGAGGCAAGACAUCUUCCUUCUAGUGUCUUCUCAAACAAGACACUGGUUAAGCUAACAUUAGGGUUAGAUCUUGGUGAUCAUCGAAGAUUAUAUCCAAAAGUGUUUCUUCCAAUGCUAAAGAGUCUCUUUAUCCAUGAAGUUUGGUUUCGAGGUGAAGGAUUGUGUCGUUUGAUGCUUCCUAAUUGUCCAAUACUUGAGGAGUUAGCCUUACAUUGCUUAUGCGGUAAACCAGAUGGUCUAGUUGAACCAUUCUUUAUAUCCCACAAAACCCUAAAGAGACUCACGGUUCACUACAAUAACUGUCUUAAAUCCUCUCGAUUCAUGAGAUUCAACACACCGAGUCUUGUUUCCUUCAACUACUCUGGUUUCGCUCCUAUUCUCAAUCUAAGUGACAGUUUCUUGGAUUCUCUUAUAGAAGCAAAACUAGAUGUUCAUACACAUGAGAAUUAUGAUGUUUAUAGUCAUCUAUAUUCUAAGACCAUUAAUGGGAUGUGCAAUGUUAAGACCCUUUCCUUGUCUUCUGCUUCUGCUAAGGUGAUGUAUUCAAGCUCUAAGGAAUUAACUUCCUUUUUAAACCUUGUUAAGCUUUGUUUUGAGAGUAAUACAAAAGAAGGUUGGAAAGUGCUUCCGCGUCUACUGAUUAAUUCUCCAAAGCUAGAAAUUUUGGUCCUCAAGGGUUUGCACUGUAUAAGAAAUCAGGGAGUGACCAUUAAUAAAAAUGAAAUGAAGGUGUUAAGGAUAUAUGAGUUUAGAGGAAGUGUUAGAGAAUUGUCACAAGUGAAGUACUUUUUGUGGGAAAUGAAGAUUCUUCAAGUGAUGAAAGUAGAAAUUGAUGCUGAUGAUAACAAGAAACUUCAAAUCAUGAGUCACCUUCUUGCUCUUCCUAAACGUUCAUCUAAAUGCCAAAUCGAGUUCUUGUGA
Messenger RNA from Arabis nemorensis, 1356 nucleotides. The record is from the annotation of a GenBank genome assembly. Lineage: Eukaryota; Viridiplantae; Streptophyta; Magnoliopsida; Brassicales; Brassicaceae.